Messenger RNA from Trichomonas vaginalis G3, 651 nucleotides. Its product is annotated as transposition. The record is from RefSeq and is a predicted model, not a curated record. Gene Ontology annotation, molecular function: nucleic acid binding. Gene Ontology annotation, biological process: DNA integration. The coding region runs from base 1 to 651 and encodes 216 amino acids. The transcript has a single exon. NCBI's taxonomy places the organism in Eukaryota, Parabasalia, Trichomonadida, Trichomonadidae.
AUGAGAACAGACUUAGUCAAAAUAUCUGAAAAUCCAAUUGAAUUCCAAAAUAUGAGGUCAGAAUUGGAAAAAAAUGGUGAAGUCCAAUUCGAUUCUGGAAAUUGGCUCAACGAAGAACAGCGUUCAACAUUUGUUGAGCAAGUUCCAGAGGCUACUGGAACUCCUCUACCAAUUAAUUCGGUCUCUGAAUUUAUGAAAACUGCGAGUUACAUUGAAAAGCAUUUUAAACGCCUUCCUAUCGAAUGGGAAGGAAAAUACAUGAAGCAUUAUUUACAGAAAAACCGUUUCCACCAGAAAAUGAGGAACCAAAUUACAUUCCAAGAAAUUAUCUUGCAUUCCAGUGCCAUGAAAUCUGGCAUGCAGAGAUUCAUUAUUGGAGGGAAAAAAAUCGGAGAUUACCUGUUCGCCAUAAUUGACGACAGGUCAAGAAAGAUAAUUGACUUUCAGCUUUUCAAUCAAAAAAUGGCUUCAAAUACACUUAUCGUAUUAAAACGUGCAUUAUCUACAAUUCCUGGCAAGCCGUUUGCCAUAUGGACUGAUAAUGGCACAGAAAAUAAAUCUGUGUUCCAUUCAUACCUGGUUGAACAAAAUAUAGUACAUAUUUGGAUUCAACCAGGUAAUCCUAGGGCAAACGGCAAAAUAGAGCGCUGA